AUGCCAUACGAGCUGACAUCAGUGGAGCGCGAAGCGCUGGACAACGUACCGAAUGUGUUCACUACGCAGGAAGUGCUUGAAACUGACGGUGCUGGCUACUUGAUUCGCCCAUGGAUGACCUUCAAUCUGUAUGAUCGUAUCAGCACGCGCCCGUUUUUGACGGACAUGGAGAAGGUUUGGAUCAGCUAUCAACUCAUCUAUGCGAUGCAUGCGUCUCAUGCACAGAAUGUCGCCCAUGGCGACCUAAAAUGCGAGAAUGUACUUAUUACAUCGUCUCUUACGGCUUAUGUUACGGACUUUGCCUCAUCAUUCAAGCCGACAUACCUUCCACUUGACGAUCCAACGGACUUUUCGCUUUUCUUUGACAGUUCUGGGCGCAGGAUCUGCCAUAUAGCACCAGAGCGCUUCUAUGAAUCUGUUACUGAAUUACCAGCCGGUCCGAUUUCCUCACGCACGCAGCCAAAAGACAUUGAAAAUAUGUCCGAGGUGCUCACGUAUGAGCCAUAUUUGGAGAUCCUAGGCCUAGGGCGCCCAAAUGGACGCAUUACAGAAGCGAUGGAUGUAUUUUCUCUUGGCUGUGUACUUGCUGAGCUAUGGCGCGAUGGAUCACCUCUUUUCACGCUCAGUCAAAUGUAUCGCUAUCGCGCGAGACAGUACGAUAUCAACCCGCUGCUGCAGUCGGUGUCGCAUUCUGGUAUGCGCGAUGUAAUCACCAGCAUGCUUGCAUUGGAUCCAGAAAAACGACCAACUUUCAAGCAUCUUCUUCGUGAUGCGCACGGAAUCUUGUUCCCAGAAUCUUUCUCAGUCUGUCUGCAUUUAUAUCUAGUGGAUUUACAGCGGCCUUCGCCAGAUAUACCUUUACCUCAGCCUCCAAAUGAAAAUCAAGGGGAUCAGUUGCGGACGAGGCAUUUUUUGGAACCUGAUGAUCGGAUCGAAAAGCUUUAUGAAGACUGGGCUACGCUCCAAAAGUUUUUUGGUGCUAUACCCUCGAUUGAAGGCGAUCAGGUCCAACUGCAUGUGUCUAUUCCAAAUGUAUCACUUCCUCAUCAAGUCGGACGGCCACCGUCUUUGUCCGAUAACGAGGCACUUCUUGUACUCAAUGUUAUUCUUGCUAAUAUUCGUCACUGCCAUCGCCCGUCGUCAAAGUGCCAUGCACUUGAACUUGUGGUAAUUUUGGUAUGGGGAUGGCUUAGCGAUGAAACACGUUUAGAUCGUGUUUUGCCUUACCUUAUCGCACUGCUCACCGACAAGCAUCCUCGUGUUAGGGCCAUGGCUUUGCAUGGGAUUUCUGUUGUAUUUGAAUGCAUUCAUGUGAUUUCAGCAGUCAAUAAGCGUAUCUUGCACGAAUUUGUAUGGCCACAUGUUGUGCCUUUAUCGCAUGAUCCCAGCGUGCAUGUCCGCUGCACUCUUGUUUCGUGCCUUGCUCGUAUAUCGACGAACGCAAUGCGACUUUGGUUUACGUCGCCGACCGAGUCGUUUGAUACGGAUGUUCUCUCUUUACAGGAGUUUGUGCGUGAUCAAAUGUAUACGCUUGUGUGUGAUUCUUCAUCGACUGUCAAGUGUGUUCUACUUUCACAUGCCACGUCGUUGUGCACACUUCUGAAUACCGAUUGCGUCAAGUCUGUCCUUCUCACGCACAUGCUGACUUAUCUUAAUGAUGAAAAUACUGAUUUACGCAUGGCAUUUUUUGACGCGGUUGUACCAAUAGCCAGGCUUUUGGAAUCCGAUACCAUCGAGAAAUGCAUUUAUCCCUUCCUUUUACAGGCACUGGGUGAUGAUGAUGUCCGUGUACAGGUUCAAGUUCUUCGUGCAAUCCAGCAGCUUAUUCCAUUGUUUCAGCCAUUUAUGCCUUGGAAGCUGCUAGAUCGUACCAUUAGUUUGCUGUAUCAUCCCAAUCCAUGGGUGCGCGAGGCUAGCAUUGGCGUGGUGACCGAGGUAUCCAGCUUGAUCUCAAACUCUGAUCGUUGGCUCCGUCUUUAUGCUAGAAUUCGCCCAUACCUUCGCUGCGAUAUUACGUCUAUUACACCUAUUUCUCUUUUGGACCAUCUUGUAUCUCCAUUGUCCUCGCAUGCUUUACAACAGUGCGUAUCAACAAUGAAGACGAAGAAAGAUGCCACAUUUCUUGAUCUUUGGUAUUCACAGGUUCGCCGUGUGGAAAUAAAAGAUGGCGUCUCUUCUACUAAUAUGCGAAAAGAAAUGGAUGACUUGGUUCGUCCGCCUUCAAGUUCACACUGGAUGACGCUCGCUGUGCGAAUCGAAGAACCACAUCCUAACAUUUUAUCUCGACUUGAUGGAUGGGGUAUUCCGUCUGGUGAUAUACCGAAACUUGCGGCACUAUGGUGGUAUGUCGAAAUUUUGGCAACGAAAAAUACUCGGCAACAGGCAAAACCGGCACCUCCGAAUAUGAAAUUAUCUGGAGUUCGACAACGAACGGUGUUCUUUACCCCACGCAUAGCAUACCAAGCUUUACCUUCGUCUGUUUCCAUUCGCACAGCGCAGAAACGGAUCCAAGAUUUGGCAUGCGUUUCAAGUUCCCAGCAGGAUUCUAGGGAACCGCAAGAGCAAAACUCAGAGUCUGAGCUAGAGUCUAAGCCACAAUUUGAGAUAUUGAAUGAGCUAAGUCGCAAGUCAGAGCCAUCACAUUUUUCUUAUCGCUCCCAUGGACGGACUGCUUCCAAAGCCUCUUCGGACGCCACUUCAUUAUCUGAGUGUUCGAUUAAAUGGCCUGUGUUUACCAAUCCGAGUACGGCCCAAGCAAGCACGACCCUGAUCCAUGCCCACGCUGAGCGUGCACGUGCUGAGAGUGCGAAAGAAGAAUCAGAUCAAGCACCAGGUAUGCUAGUUGUUGAAAACACAUACGAAGGUAUGGAUCCCUAUAUCCACGCACAUUUGAAAGCAGCAUAUCAACAGCUCCAAGAACAAUCUAGGACAGUCGUAUCACAACAUACCCCGUGCAUAUCACAUGUACAAACCUCGCCGGCUGGCAGCCACAGGCCUCAUGGAGCACUUGUCGCUUGCCUCACCGAGCACACUGCUGCUAUCACGUCGCUCAGUGUCGCAUUGGAUCAAAUGUUCUUUGUGAGUGGCUCCGACGAUGGAACAGUAAAAGUAUGGGACACGUCUCGUUUGGAAAAGAAUGUGAACUCGCGCUCACGUUUGACUUAUGCGACGCAUCAGUCUCCCAUUACUAGUGUUUUAGUUCUAAGCGGCACACAUUGCGUCAUAAGCGCGUCGAAGAAUGGAUCACUUCAUGUGUGGGGCGUUGGUGUGCAGACGGGAGGCUCACUUCCCCGAUAUAUGCGCCCUCAUAUUCUCGGCAAGCACACACUUUCAGAAAAUGAGUAUGUUCGAUGUUUAGCACAAUGGACAAGUGGUGUGGACCCUGUGGUUGUUCUUGGUACAAGUCGAGGGCGCAUAAUUCUGUGGGAUGUACGCCACAUGAAUCCACUGCUUACGAUGUCCCAUCCAGCAGAGCAUGGGCCCGUUGAAACGCUUGUACUCGAUCCGCAACGGAAUUGGAUAUGUACUGGUACAUCUUGUGGUGUAAUUGGUCUCUGGGAUGUGCGGUUUGAACUUUGUAUCCGCGCAUGGACGGUCAAGUCACAAUCCAAAAUUCUCUCGUGCACAUUGCAUCCAUGUUAUUCAAGGCGCAUCUUGGUUGCAUGGAGCACGCAUGAACCCUGUUGCUUCGCAACGCUGGAUCUAGACACUGGUCUUGUCACCGAUAUGUUUAAUGUCAUCGAUUUGGAGCACGCUCAAGUGCCAGACGUAGCGGAGAACCUGUUUUCUCCUUGUCAAGACGCGACACAUCACUUUGGGGCAGAAACGACCCUGCCUAAUCUUAAUGGAACACACGUCUUGCUCGCAAGCGUGUAUGGAUACACCAGCACAGCACAAAAAGAUACAUCUCUCAAAGGAUGGAUUCUCUCAGCGGGCUCAGAUCGUGUUGUGCGAUUUUGGGACUUGGGCCAAGCUGAUCGAUGUGUGGCGUUCGGAGUUGAUGUCCAUGGCGAAUUUACGUACGUGCUAAUACUUUACUUACACAUUUUACUACAGCAUGUCGAGGGCAGAAGGGACUCCAACUAUGCAGUACAACCACGCCGUGCAACAUUCAGACCCUGCACUCAAGCGCUCGCCGUUACAUAUUCAUCAGCAGAUGAAAAUCAAACCGGUUGCGGAUGUGUCGCAUAA
Malassezia globosa CBS 7966 is the source of this 4191-nucleotide messenger RNA. RefSeq lists its product as uncharacterized. Bases 1 to 4191 code for a protein of 1396 amino acids. NCBI's taxonomy places the organism in Eukaryota, Fungi, Basidiomycota, Malasseziomycetes, Malasseziales, Malasseziaceae. The record is from RefSeq and is a predicted model, not a curated record. Gene Ontology annotation, biological process: late endosome to vacuole transport; protein targeting to vacuole; protein phosphorylation. Gene Ontology annotation, molecular function: ATP binding; protein serine/threonine kinase activity; protein binding. The transcript has a single exon. Gene Ontology annotation, cellular component: late endosome; phosphatidylinositol 3-kinase complex, class III, type II; nucleus-vacuole junction.